Erythranthe guttata (spotted monkey flower) is the source of this 820-nucleotide messenger RNA. NCBI's taxonomy places the organism in Eukaryota, Viridiplantae, Streptophyta, Magnoliopsida, Lamiales, Phrymaceae. The record is from RefSeq and is a predicted model, not a curated record.
UCCUCAUAAAACUGACAAGAAACUAGAUAUAUAUAUAUCUAGAGAGAGAGUAUAUAUACAUAUAACUAAUUAAGAGAGAUGAUCAGUCCAAGAAUCCAACACCCGACCACCACCACCACCACGACGGCGGCGGCAGGUGGCGGCGGACUGCAGCGGUGGAAUUCGCCGAUACCGUACCUGUUCGGGGGUAUAGCUCUGAUGCUGGGAGCCAUAGCUCUGGCAUUAGUAAUUCUGGCUUGCUCUUACAGAAAUUCUUCCGCCACGUCAUCAUCUUCGGAAUCGUCGAAUGAGAAGUCGAAGAAACACGUGGACAGUUUACAGGCUGAAGCAGAACACAGAAUAGUGGUGAUCAUGGCCGGAGAAACUAACCCCACCCAUCUCGCUAAGCCAAUCGCCGCCGCCGCCGCCAGGCGAAUUGAAGAACAAGUUUGAUACAACUUUUAUUUAUUUAUUUAUGGCAUUUAUUUAUUUAUUUUUUAUUUUCAUUUGAGUAUCAUAGGUUAGUGUAUAUACAUGCUAUUUUUGCUACCUAUUUUAAUUAUAUAGACAUUAGAGUUUAGAUAGGUUAAUUAUUUGUUUGGAUUUUUUUUUUAAUUAUUUGUUGAGGAAAUUGUAAUUAUAUAUAUUAAUAUCAUUAUUUUUGUUUUCUAUAUCUUUAUACUAUAGAACAGAAAGUUCAAAUUUGUACUUGUGAAUAUCAAAAAGAAUUAUGAGAUUAGUCGAUAAAAUUAUAAUUUUGCUAAUGGUCUUUGUUUACGAGAUUAGUCGAUGAAAUUCGAGGCGUAUUGGACAUGUUAGAAAAUAUAUUUAAAUCUCUAUA